Molecule: messenger RNA, 679 nt
Organism: Populus euphratica (Euphrates poplar)
Lineage: Eukaryota; Viridiplantae; Streptophyta; Magnoliopsida; Malpighiales; Salicaceae
Product: CASP-like protein 4D1
Exons: 3
Coding region: 1-564 (187 amino acids)
Source: RefSeq, a predicted model, not a curated record
AUGUGUCAGCCUGCAGCCCAGGCUUCCAAAGCCUUCCCAAUAACAGCCCUUUCAGUGAGAGUCCUUACGUUGAUUUUCCUCUUAGCGUCUCUCAUUGUUCUUGCAACGGACACUGCAACAUUUAGAAACCUUGCAUCUCGGGAAGUCACUCUUCGCUUCAAGAAUAUAUAUGCCUAUCGUUACAUGCUUUCUGCAAAUGUGAUUGGAUUGGCUUACACACUUUUGCAAAUACCCUUUGCAAUCCACCAUGUAAGCUUGGGGAAACGCGUGAUUAACCAUGUCAGCCUGCUUUACUUCGACUUCUUUGGCGAUAAGGUUAUACUAUCCUUAUUGGCUACUGGGGUUGGGGCAGGAUUUGGUGCAACUAGCGACCUGAAGGAAAACCUAGAUCAACUGGACAGGUUUACUGCACGAAUCGGCUACCCAGUUCUCUCUGAAAUCCGACCAAAGGGAGACAACUUCUUUAAUACGGGGUUUGUCUCUGCAAGCCUACUUCUCAUGGGUUUCCUGUGCUCUGCAGUAUCAUCAAUCAUAUCAUCCUUGGCCCUCUCCAUUAAGGAGUAGACGAAUAUUAGAGGAGAGGAGGGUAAAGACGGUGUAAAUUUGUUAGGCCUGGCUAAUGGGAUAUAGCGCUCCAAGCUAGGUUAAUGCUAAGCCCAGUUUUCGUUUUACAAGAGCC